This is a messenger RNA of Plutella xylostella (diamondback moth), 3946 nucleotides long. It is a transcript of the gene Dorsal, whose product is annotated as embryonic polarity protein dorsal. NCBI's taxonomy places the organism in Eukaryota, Metazoa, Arthropoda, Insecta, Lepidoptera, Plutellidae. The record is from RefSeq and is a predicted model, not a curated record. Gene Ontology annotation, biological process: positive regulation of transcription by RNA polymerase II; non-canonical NF-kappaB signal transduction; inflammatory response. Gene Ontology annotation, molecular function: RNA polymerase II cis-regulatory region sequence-specific DNA binding; DNA-binding transcription factor activity, RNA polymerase II-specific. Gene Ontology annotation, cellular component: nucleus; cytoplasm.
GUUUGUGUACGACUGUCUGUUAGACGUUCGCUUAAUUAAUUUAUAAACCUCACCUUUGUUGUUUAAACUUGUUUUAUAUGAUCCACGUGCUAAUAGCAUUUAUUUAAUUAUUUAUUUACAAAUGAUGUAACCGUAUUUGCAUGUAAGUGUGCGGAGGAAGGGACUGUAUGAACUCUGUUAUUAUUAUGUUCUCUGCAUACGCUAUAAAUAUAUCAGAUUUGAUCAGCAGGUGCAUGCUAACAAUCUUCUCUGUUGCAUAUUAAGGUGCCAUUUGGUGGCAAACGACAUGUAGCAAAGUCGCGUCGCCACACUGAGUUUCUAAGUUUUUGUAUGUCUAUGGGAUUCAUUUUUGCGGCAUGCCACAUCGUAGGAAUCGGUAGUGAAGAAACGACACGUCGUCUUCUGCGGCAACCUCAUGGCGUACGUCGCCAAUUUACACCCUUAGAGUGAAGCUGAGAAUAUUGUCACUCAAGAAGUAAAUAGUGAAGCCGCCACGUAAUUAAUGAGUGGCACAACGCGCUUUAUGUGCCACCGAGAUAUUAGCGUGAUAAUUAUAUUGAUUACAAGUUUUAUACAUACAAAUAUUACAGUCGGCGUCGACCAUACGAAUCAUGACAGCACACACGCGUGCCUUGACUGCUAAAUCGCUAAUUUACCGUACACACUAAAGUGCAACAGUUUGAAAUAGUCAAACCAUUCUCUUAUCUACUAAAUAGUCUGAAAAUUACUUCUUAUUCCUAUGCAAUAGAAGUUAGCGGCGGUGCGGUGUAUAUGUGGGGACAUAUCAACUCAUAGGUGUCGCUUUAGCCCGAUUUACUUAAUUUUAUUUUAGAUAUGAAAUGGAUCAUUUAUCAACAUUUCAUGUUAAACACACGACACCCUGCUCGAAUAAUUUAAGUGUGUAAAAAAAACAUUCACAAUCUUUGUGAAACCAUCAAAUUCCUGAAAUUAUGGAACUCGGAACAGGAAAAUAGUUCUGAUUCUUGGGCAGACAGACAGAUAGGAACAUCAAACAUACAACACUUCUUUACCACUUUGUUUAUCAACAGUCACAAACAAAUAUGCAAUGGUCGAAGUAUGCAAGUAAUAAUAACAAAGAUUAUGGUAAUCAAAUCAUACAUCAUCUUGCUAAAAAACAGUCGGUUCAGCGGAUAACCUGAUCUGUACAUAAGUAGAUACAUAACAUAGGCAUGCCGCUCCGUUUAUCCUUAUUUAUAUACUAACACAUAGUUCACAGAUAAAAUAUCUUAUUUGUGAGUAAACCUCGAUGCGGUAUGGAAGUGGACUUUGUUAUUUUAUUAUUUCACGUUUCACACUUAAGUGUUUGUCUGGUGAUAGACUGUGAUACUAGAGAUAGUUGGAGCCUGUUAGAGACUAGUGACAGUUAGAGCCUGCUUGUUAGAGACUAGAGCCCGUGUGAGUUUUCAGUGUCAGUGCUAAAUGGCGAAUAUACUGCGGGAGUGGAACUACUUUCAGCAAUUUAUGCAAAUGCGAAAAAAGGAGAAGUGCCAGCGGUGGUCGUUCUCACCUAUGGAGGCGAUCAUCAUCACGGACCCGUCGUUCGGUCCCGGCGUAGACGACAUGUACCGCCCCGCCGCCGCCGCCGCGCCGCCGCCCGACCGCCCCUACGUGCGCAUACUGGAGCAGCCCGCCAGCAAGGCGCUCAGGUUCCGCUACGAGUGCGAGGGUCGGUCGGCGGGCUCCAUCCCGGGCGCCAGCAGCACCCCGGAGAAGAAGACGUUCCCGGCCAUCGAGAUAUGCGGGCACAAGGGCCGCGCCAUCGUGGUGGUGUCGUGUGUGACCAAGGAUGCGCCGCACAGACCGCACCCCCACAACCUAGUCGGCCGGGAACUCUGCAAGAAGGGCGUGUGCACAAUGAACGCGCCCGCCGACUCCGCCGUGGUGACCUUCACCAACCUGGGCAUCCAGUGCGUGAAGCGGAGAGACAUCGAGGACGCCCUCGCUGUGAGAGAGGAGAUGCGCGUCGACCCCUUCAAGACCGGGUUCAGCCACAAGAACUCCCCACAGAGCAUCGACCUGAACGCAGUCCGACUGUGCUUCCAAGUGUUUCUACCCGACGAGCGAUCCGGCAAGAUCCGCCACGCGUUGCCGCCGGUCGUCUCCGAUGUGAUCUAUGACAAGAAGGCCAUGAGUGACCUGGUGAUUACGAGGCUGAGCCAUUGUUCUGCGCCCGCGCAGGGCGGCAAGCAAGUUAUAUUGCUGUGUGAGAAGGUGGCUCGCGAAGACAUAACCGUAACCUUCUUCGAGAAGUCCGGCGAGCGCGUGACGUGGCAGGCGGACGCGGCGGACGUGUUCGUGCACAAGCAGGUCGCCAUCUGCUUCACCACGCCGCCCUACCGCGACCCGCACGUGCAGGACCAUGUGCAGGCGUACAUCCAGCUGCGUCGUCCGACGGACAACGCUACCAGCGAGCCUCUGCCCUUCGAGCUGCUCCCGUCCAGCGCAGGUACAGUCCGCCGCAAGCCGCCGCCGGACCUCUCGCUGCUGACGCUACUCCUGCAGGACCCCAAGCGGGACCCCAACAACAACCAGCACACCGACUCCGUCGUCAGCUCAACAAGUGACACCACUGAGGAGCUGGCCAACGGCAUGGACGUCACAGAGACGAUCGUCGUUGAGGAUAACAACGCUAAGAGUCUCAACGAGUUGCUAGAUCAGGUGGCGGAGCUAGAUGAGAUUUAUUCGGAGAAUAGGACGCGGUUAGAGACGGUGUCGCAGCUACAGCAUAGUACCGACACGGAGAUGGAGGACUUUAACGAUGCCGGCACGUAUAGUAGUCUACAACUCGCGUUUAAGAACCCGGUGGAGAUAGCGGAGCCUGAACCGAUGGCGUAUGAACCCGUACACACGUUCCGUUCGCCAGUUAUUGAGUUCUCUCCGCUAAAGCGAGAUGAUGACGACGACGAGCCCGCGCCGCCGCUGCCGCCCAAGCGACGCAAGACUCCCUCCGUAGACGGGUUCAAAACCAGUCAGACGUCAGUCGACAGCAUCCUCAAGCCGGGUCGCUCCAUCCCCAUCACUCGGCAGGUGGACCGCUCGGAGCUGUCAGUAGCCCGCAGCGAGCCCGCGCUGCCGGCGCUGCCUAAGAAACGGUCCUUCCUUUCCCGCCUGUUCCGUCGUAAAGACAAGUCCCCGGCGCCCAGCGUCAAAUCUGAGGGCAAGCGGGAGAAGAAGAGCAAAUCUGUCGGUCGCUCCGUGAGCAGUGUUUCUGGCAUCCGCCCGUCUAAGCUAAAGACAUCUGUGUCUCACGCGUCUUUAAAAGACGGGACGGCAUCGGCAGCCAACCUUAGCUAUGCUGACUCUAUUACUCAUAUUUCCCUCCACGCCGAUGAUAAUGAGAAGUCCCCUGUUCUAUCAUCUAAUGCUAAUCUUCCUGGCAUGCCGCCGACAGAUGGCGCCACUAUAUUAGUAGCUGAAAGCGUGUUGGCUCUAGACGCUACGGCGUUCAAGAAGCUACAGGAUGAUCUAGAUCUGACGGACGCAGAGCACUAUGCCCUGUAUAUGGCCGUGGCCCCACACGCCACUGCCUCGGAGUUUGACGAGACGAGUUGCUACUACUCGCCGGUAGAUGGCAGCAAGUUUCACAAUUAAUCUGUUGGCUCCCAAAUUGGAUAUCAAAUUGAUUUUCGAAGAAGGAGUUCGGUCGAUUAAAUGGUGUCCUAACGUGUUUUACGAAAUUGCUUGCGAAAUGAGUUAGAUAUUUCCAAAGUGUGGAAACUCAGAAAGCAUCGCGAUGCAGCUCCGCCCUUGUCUGCCAAAUUUUGCAACUUUUAUAUUUCGUUUUAGACUUAAGAUGCAUGUUGAUGUGCGAAAUACAGCUACCGAGAUUCUUGCCUCUGUAACAAAACUAGUCUAAUUUAUUCUAGUCCUAGAUGAUGGGAAUGUAAUUUUUGUGUGACGUUAUGUUUAAUGUUUAUUUUGUAUG